UGCCGAGAACUGGCAGUUAUCGGUGCCAAGCAGUGCCACCCGCAAGUUCCGCCCAGCAGUGCGCCCACUAGCUCCGCCCACCUGUGCCCAGCAGAUCACCCACCUGUGCCCAGCAGUGCACCCACCUGUGCCACUCUGCAGUGCCACCUACCUGUGCCCAGGCGUGCCACCUAUUUGUGCCCAGCAGUGCCACCCACCUGUGCCCACCAGUGCCACCCACCUGUGCCCACCCACCAGUGCUGCCCACCAGUGCCACCCACCAGUGCAGCCCAGCAGUGCUGC
This is a messenger RNA of Staurois parvus, 282 nucleotides long. NCBI's taxonomy places the organism in Eukaryota, Metazoa, Chordata, Amphibia, Anura, Ranidae. The record is from the annotation of a GenBank genome assembly.